AAAGGGCCGUCGGUCGCCCGGUAAAUGUACCUUUGCAUCCCCCUUGAUACUAUUUGUGGCCCUCCUGCGGGUAGUCGUAGGGCUAGAGAAUGUGGGAUCGGCUCUUCGGAGGAGCUUCUUCCGCUCCCUCAAAGGAGACGCCGGCGGGCGGAGACUUUGCUGCCAAAAUUCAGCAUUUACUCGGGGGAACUGGUGGCCAGCCGCCGCGCCAGUUUUCGAAUGGCAGGAGCCCGAUUCCAGCUGUACAGGCAGCUCCGGGUACUACUUAGAUCUUCGAAGAUCAUGCUUCAUGGGGCUACACUAGUACCGUGGGUCACUGUAAUUCGUGUUCGUUCGAAUGUGUGAGGGUCUGCUCAGAGGUCUAUGAUGUCCUCCCAGCUCGGUAUCUAUUGUUCAUCUUCAUCACAUCAGGUUUCACGCCGAACUUUCUGGAUUCCGUUCUUGUGCCACCGCCUGCGGGGGAUAACGAGCCACCGAGAAGAAGUGCGGCAACCGCAACGCUACCCCAGCGAGAGGAAGAUGCACCGCUCUCCAGAUCAAGUGCUAUCUCUUUCCAGCCACCUGUCAUGAUGCAGCCGCGCGAGCACUCACUGUUGCGUUCAUCAAGAACAAAUCCUGGUCUCACAACUCUCGUUGCACCAGCGAUGCCGCGAGCACCUCCGAUUCUAAGUACUGCGACAAGUUUGGCAAAUACAGGAGCAGGAGCAACGGAUCAUUUACAACUUCGUGCAGCAACUACUACACCGAUCGGCACUCGCGCGGAGCCAAUUUUUGCGUCUAGGGGCUUUGGAGAGGAGGGGGAUGACUCCGCCGACCACACACGGAGCGGGCUGCCGGCUCAUAUCACAACUGUGAGCUCCUACAGUCGCACGCCCACGCAAGCGGGGGCGAACUCGCAUCUGCGGUCGGCGGACCGCUUCCGGGGAGGGCGAAGUGGGGCAGCUGCCAGUGCGCCUUGGCUUGGGACCACCGAGUCGGGCAACGACGCGGGCGGCGGGCCUUUGCUCUUUUACCCCGCGACGAGGUCCACUAGUAGCAGUACACCGCACCAACAGCUGCUGCAACCACAACCAGGGAAGAUAAUAUCAAGUACAACGACACCACUGUUCGUCUCCAAUACAACUACGUGGAAAAAUUAUACAGCUGGAUCUAUUUCUGCAGUAAGCGCCGCGACACCAACACCGCUAGAAGCCGAAACCGCUCCGCUCCUGACCCAGUCGACCCGCGCGAUGAGCUACAUGCGGCUGCCUUCACCCCGGAAGGCGAGCUUGUCGCCGCGGAAGGUUGCUCCUCCCUUGUCUGCCCGGUCGGCGCGAGGAGACCACCCCUCGAUCGUGAUCUGCGAGCAAGGAUCAAUCUUGCCUGAGACCGCAGCGUCGAAGGCAACCGGCUGUCCGACGCCACCGCCCGCGAGCCCCAGCCUGGUGAAGUUUUCGGAGCUGUCGGCCGAGAGAAACAAGCGGCGUGUGGUGGCGUUUCGGGUGGAACAGAAGGUCGGCAAUGAGAGCUCGAGCGGUUCUUGUUCCGCCGCGUCACCGACUUCUAGAGGUGCGAACGUUCAUCGGCGAAAGGAUUUUGACUUCCAGCGAGAGUCCGUCGCUCUUUCUUCCGCCGUCGCAAGUCCGACCGGAGGAGGUUCAGUGGUCACGAAGAUGAAUCCAGUUACUUCCACUUCGAGCCCCGCAGUGCAUUUCUCGGUAGACGCGGAUGAAGAUGACUCGGGGAGUGUUUUCGCCGAUGGCUCCCCCGCUUCGGUGAGACAGAAACAGAGGAUGCUUGCUGCAACUAGUACAACAUCCUCAUCCGGUAAUAUAACAUCGUCGGCAUCAGCGUCGUCGUCUCGUCGGCCGAUUGCGUAUCGCUCCUCGCCACAAAAACUGGUCAUCCCGGGGCUAAGUCCGCAAAAAACCAAUUACCACCACGGAUUUGCAGAUGCGUCCUGCUCACCACCAGGCUUCGAGAGACAGAAAGACGAAGGAGAAAUGUUGAAACCUUCCGGAGCUGCAACGGGCGCGGUAACUGCAAAGGUGAGCAGCCAGACUCCUGCUGGUGCUGCUGCUGCGAGCACAAAUGAGAAAAGCACACAGCGGCCGCAGUACCUGAAGCAGCUGGACGCAAUAUCGCGCGUGAUUCCCUCAGCGCGCAAAAACUCGCCAGUGGUGCGGCGCAACAAGUUUUUGUCCGAGUCCCCGCCUUUGAAGAAAAGCGAGCCGACAGUGCGGGAAGCUGCAAACAAGAAUGAAGCACGGCAGCGGCAGGAGACGCCUGCGGAGCCAGAGCCGCGUGUGGUGAAUAAAGGAAUUACAACUUCAGCAGGAAGUAGUAGUGAAAUUGAACCAACUGCAGCCAAAUUUGUAACAAGAGCGCCCUCAACUUCCUCUUGCACCUCGUUCGGUGAAGCCUACCGGUUUUCCCGCGGCGCGCUCCUGGCGCCAACCACCAGCAGUCCCAUGAAGCGAAUCUUAUCCACCGGACGAACGGUUUCUAUUUCACCAACAAAAUCCGCGGACGAGGACAAUAACCCCUCCCCUGUCGUGCAGUGCACCUAUGAGGGAGAGGAUAGUGAUAGCGAAUCUCCACGUGUGGUCGCAAUAUCCGACGCGUCGCAGGCACGGGUUCUUUCGCGAGUGCUGCAAGCGCCGCUGCUGGCCCCGAAAGAUGCAGUGGAGAUUCCGGAGGUGGACCUCGCGGAGAUGGACUUGCGCACGGUGGAAGAGGACUGGCAGGAGGAAAAUUCCUUGCACGUCGCAGAUCUUGAUGUUCAUGCGGAUGACGAAGAGGAACCUUCGGCAAUCCUCGAAGAUCAAGAUCAUUUUCCAGCAGUCGAGGAAGAGGAAAUGAACGGUACAACUUCGCGAGAGCAGGACAUCAAGGAGGAAGUGGAUCACGUGCAAAAGCUCUUCGAAAAGAUCGAAGACGUGCUGGAUCGCGUGCAGGACCAGUCUGAUUCUUCUUUCAAUUUCGGCAAAGCUUGUUUUGCGCAGGAGGACGACGAGGUGUACGAAUCAGGUCCUCCAAGUAGAACCGAAGAAGUUGUGGCGUCAGAGGUGGUCGAUAGAAGUUGUAAACCCGUGGAGCUUUUGACGAAGCUCGUGGAGUCCUGUGAGUUGACGCGCGUGAGACGUCUAGGUCCAGCUGAGUUGUGUGUACCGGAAUUGCAACCCACCAGGGCGGGCGUUCUAUCGCCGCCCCCGGAGCUGGAAGAGGAGCUGGAAGAUGCGAUUGUUGUUGGAACAGAGGUUUUGGCGCAGCAAACAGCCGCCCCAGGAGCUGCAAAUCAGGAUGAUGAUGUCCUACCGGGUGCUGGUUUCGGCGCUGGCGCUGACAGCACGAUAGUACAGUUCGAAAACCACGACCCUCUACUGUCCACGCACGUCUUCACCAGAAGUUCGCCAGUGUUUGCACCUACUUCACCCGCAUUCAACAAGCAAGGAGUUUUUGCCAGUACUAGUCGCCAUAGUCCUGCUGCCUACGACGCAGAGGAGGGACAAGAGCAAGAGCAGAACCAGGAAAGAACAGCGCACGAACUGAAGGACCACCGGGGGGUUUACCAAGAGAAGCAGCUUGAGUCCUCCACCUCUCAAGUACCGUUAUUAACUGGAUCUUCCGGACGCGCCAGUUCGUCUUCCUCGAAAAAUUCAAAAUCCAGCGUGACGCGGCGGCGGAUGCGCUUGCGGGUGGACAAACUCCGGUCUCCCAACCGUCGAGCCCGGCGGGCGUCGCCGUCACUCCGGAGAAAAGCGGCGCUCGACAGUGGCAUCGCGACGAAUUCUCACGGUAAACCAGGGAAGAAGGAAAAGUCGCCGGUAUUUUUUCAUAAGUAGGAAAUUGCGUCAUUUCUAUUUCAUCUUCGUAGACGGAGCGUGGGUCGUUUUUUAUGUGCAAAUUGCAAUUGGAAAUAGAUAACCGCGGCAAAUUAUUAACCCAACUUCUCUUCUUCUUCAAACACACAGGUGUCUAUGCGGUCCGGGUGGGGUAAGCCGGAAAAUCCGUUCGCGAAUAUGGAGUUUUUCAGUCAUUCCGCGGGUUCGCCGAAACCUUCUUCAAGCCUCAUCUCUCCGUCGGACGGGUCGAUCGUGUGUGACGGAAACCUUCUCCCUGCCAUACCGCCGACCCCAACGCCGCAGAAGUACGAAGAGUAUGAUUUGUCAGCACGUUUUAUUUCCAGCGAAGGGCCGCAUCAAAGCUCGUCGGACACCGUGAUUCAAGUUCGAGAGCAACAAAUUGAUGUCGCAGGAGACGUCGUAGUUCGUGAGAAGCAGCAAACCUCCGCAGUGACAAGUGAACCCGGGGACAAAUCGGGGUUCUAUACUGCUCGGACCCCAGAGGAGGCGGAGGCGGAGACAUAUUUCGGGGCGGACGCCCUAGCGAGCCUCGAACCGGAAAUAGCGGAACUCUUUUCCCUCGCCCCCGACGCAUCGGAAGCCCGCGUGCUGCUCGAGCAGCGACCCGACACGCCGAAAACCAUCUCGCGAAUACCAAAGCCGUCAGCGCCGGUCUCGGCAGAGAAGCCGCCCUUUCAACGCGCCAACAAGUACUACAAACCAGAACCAGGAGCAGCUGUCAAGAUGCAGCCUUCUGCAGUGCAACUAUCGACGAACUCAGAUCUGGACGUGGUACCAAUGGCGUCCGUAGUGUCACCAGCAGUUGAGCAGCGCACAGCUUCGGCGUCUAGCAGCUACGGUUGGAUAUCAGCUGACCGACACAACGACGAGUUGAUACGGUCGGCGCAGGACAGCUUAUCUGCCGUGAUGGAGGAUGUGGCGAAACCGAGGAUGGUACCGUCGAAGAGCACAGAAGUAGCAGAUGCGGCGAGUACUAAGGCAAAUGUGCAGGAGUCUGUUGCGACAGCGAACGAAAUAACCUUCGCGGAGCACUUCGGUUUGGAUCCAGAGCCGGCACCCGACGCUGUCUUGGGAUCAGCAGGCUGGCGAAGUAGGUCUGUUUCAGGCGAUAUUAGCGGGAAAGGAAGUAAAGCGCACUCGUUGAGUACCGCCGCAGGUUCAGAAAACGCCACCCCAGCGGUCUCAAUCGAGCAGAGCAACCUUGUGGCCCGCACAACAACUUCGCGCGAGGAGCAGCCAAUCUUUCCGCAACUGAACUACACCGAGCCGGGAGUCUCUCUCCAGGAUGCCUUUGCUAAAAAGUUCUCCGGGCACUUCGAGCGCAGCAAAGCGCGUGCAGAGGCGCGGGCGGAGCGGGCGGCAAAGCGAGCGGAGAAGGAAGCUGAGGAGGAGCGGGAGAAAGCGAGACGGGCUGAGGCGCUUCGGAAAGCGCAGGCGCUUGCCUUGAAGCAGGAGGCUGCGAGGGGCAGAGCACGCAGCAUGACCGCUUCGGGCGAGGAGAGUGCGAAGUCACAACCUGGUGGUAGCUUUUCGGCCUCGACGUCCAAGAACGGAAGAAACAGCGCCAGCUCGACCGCGUCAGAUCAAGCGAAAAAGAAAACUGCGCCGGGCAGCGGUUCUACGAGCACGAGAAAAGACCACCACCGCGGCGGAGGUGGAGCUACUACGCGAGCUGCUGCUCCCUUUGCCGGCACGACGACUAAUGGCGGGCAAAAGCAGCAGGCCACGACUUUCCUUCCUCCAUCCAGGCUGGCGACGAGUCAAUCCGCGAAGGAAAUAAUCGGAGAAGAGGAGAACCUCAGAAACAAGGAUGUUGAACAACAAGCACCGACGUCAAGUAAAACUAAGCCAAAAAACAAGAACCGCUACAACUUUUUCGAGGGGCUGGUUUCGGCGUCUCCGUCUGAGGAAGAGAUUUCUGGGCGGCCAGGGCGACUGCGAUCGCAGCAAAGGAAAAAACUCGGGAGCAGCACCGGCAUUGUUGACGAAGAGCAGAAGUGUCUCGACGAGGAGAGAAGUAGCAAACUAUCCAACAAGAAAUCUGCUACGUCCAAAUCUUCUCUCUCCGUCAGUAGCAGUCGAGAGACGACACCGCGCGUUGCGCGAUCCGCGUCGAGUCGCGCCAAGUUGAGCGGAAAACCUCCGCCACCCCCUGCAUUUUCGGCGAAAGCACAAAUCGCUAGGACGAAUCAUGUCACAACCACUGCUGAACAAGAAGGAUGUCGAUCGUUAUCGGAACACGUAGGAGAUGAACAGCAACCCUCGUCUUCACUCCAGCAGACCGCGGACAGAAUCAAUGAGAAAGCCGCACCAGCAACAAGCGGAAAAAGUGCUAUGGAGUUUUCGGAGAAGCAGUUUUUGGCCGCUCUGAAAAAUUCUCCAAUGUUGCAGAAUCUGACGAAAAGUGGUAACGACGAUUGCCUGCUCUGCAACAAAAGUGAUGUGGAGAUGGGUCUGCAUUUCUGCAUGGACUGCGAAAACAAAAUGUACGAGGACAUCAAGGACAACUUUGCGGAGAAAAUGCACCUGAUGAUGAACAAGAGCAACACAUCAAAACGCAAGGCUGAUUAGACGAGCACAUCAACGGUUCUUGUUGAUGCUUGUUUAUGAAGAUUGAUAAAGAAUCGCUACGGUUUCAGUUUCAAGUUUAGUUUCAAACUAGUACACGCUCGCAGUUUCCGCUGCAUUCUGCGUCCCACGAAAAAAUCACGAUCAAUUGCGAAGAAGUCAAGGCCAUUGGCCAAGCUUGUUGGUGA
Amoebophrya sp. A120 is the source of this 6601-nucleotide messenger RNA. NCBI's taxonomy places the organism in Eukaryota, Dinophyceae, Syndiniales, Amoebophryaceae. The record is from the annotation of a GenBank genome assembly.